Gadus morhua (Atlantic cod) is the source of this 2085-nucleotide messenger RNA. Its product is annotated as THAP domain-containing protein 6. The transcript has 6 exons. The coding region runs from base 33 to 965 and encodes 310 amino acids. The record is from RefSeq and is a predicted model, not a curated record. NCBI's taxonomy places the organism in Eukaryota, Metazoa, Chordata, Actinopteri, Gadiformes, Gadidae.
GCCCUUAUGGUGCGUUCACAUCGCUGGAAAUUAUGGGGAAAACAUUUUCUCUUCAUCGGAAAGUUCGCUUGAACGACACAUUAGGCUUGUUUUUGAUGGCGCAUGCGGCUUCGUUUGCCAUGCGUCAGAAUGCAAUCAGGGAUUUAAAACGUCAGAAAUCAGUCUACAUCUUAUAUCAUACACGCAGCAUUGGAUGCUGGGACGCGAGAAAUGCGGCCGCCAUCUUGAAGUGGGGAACCUGGAGCAGCCACAGCGUCUACAGCAGAAACAGGAUGCCGGGCUUGUGUUCAGCGUAUUCCUGCUCUAAUGAGCGGACCGUCAACAAUAGGAAUCGGGGGAUUACUUUUCACAAGUUUCCCAAAGACAAAGAUGUGAGGAAGAAGUGGGAAGUGGCUUUGAGGAGAGGAGGAUUCACUGCAAGUGAUUAUUCAGUUGUGUGCAGUCAACAUUUUAAGCAGGCUGAUUUUGACAGGACGGGUCAGAUUGUCAGACUACGUGAUGGUGUUAUUCCAUCCCUCUUCAGAUUCCCGGUUCACCUCCAAAAAGGCAGGGCUGCUUCUACCUCCAGAAGAGCUGACGAAAGCCUGUCCGUGGCCUCUAACGAUUCCCCAGAAAUGACAACCUCCCACCCACAACCUCAGCCUAAUGAUGAUCAUGGCUAUGCCUUGCCUGCUUCUCCUACCGCUGUUAAGGCCAAAGUCAAUGAACACCUGGCAAGAGUGGAAAGUCUGGCGCAAGAAAAGAAGAAUGCCAUGUCCAGAGAAAAGAGGGCAAAAACCACAGUGAAGGGUCUUUUGGGGGAUUUAAGGGAAAAUAACCUAAUUAAUGAAGAGCUCAGUGAGAAGCUUGCAUUUUACUCAGACCUUAAGACGGACUUCGUGGCAAAGCAGGGCCAUGAGUACUCACAGGACUGCAGCUGUGUGCCGUUGGAGCUUGGUCAGAGAGGCCGUGCCAUCUUCAUUUGACAAGAACUUCCACCUUCUGACCCUGAAAAACAAUGGUGGCCUAGUGAUUCCAUCACUAGGCUCAGUGAAGGUGCUGAGAGCUGCAGAGAGUGUGAUCCGCCAAGCUUCAACAGUGCAAGCUCAAGCUCCUAAGGUGUCGACAGUCCUACACAUCGUCCGAGGGGAGAUUGGAACUGAGGAUGUAUUUCUGCUUGGGGGACACAUUGAGGAGACACAGUUUGGCAUCGACAACCACCAUUCGGACUUGUUAUCAUUGGUUGUGUCAGUGUUUCAUAAGAUAAGGCUGCACCACAUUGCCAAACACGCCUCUUGAACUUCAGAAAGGAAGCACGAUAAAGAAGCUGUGCAAAACAAUCCUCUUUCAGGGGUUUUAACCCUUACCCUGGCUGCUUUUUAUUGUAUUUUGAAUUUCAGUUAGCAGUAUGUUCUUAUUUUUAAGUUGCUCCUAACUGCUUCAGUUUUGUUUCUGUUGGAAUUAUCUUGUAUUCAGUGUGUUUCAGGUCCUACAUGUUUCUAAAUGGUAUGACACCAAGUACAUGUAGGCGUCAAAAUGGUAGGUAUUUUAGUGUUGUGCAAGUUAUUGUUCCAUUGUCUACAAGAAUGGGUUAUUAAUGUUUCCCCUCUUUGCAUUUGUGAAAAAAAAAACAAGUUUCUGCCAAGUUCAAGGCACAUUUGCACAAUGAUCUGGUCUCAGCAGAUACCUUGUCUUAGUCCGAUGACUCUGUUUUUUUUCUCUGAUUUUACCACUGCUCCAAAAAAAUCUAGCGGAAACCCUGUAUUACACAUUACCGAUUCAAGUCUUCAGUGCAUAAUGUUCUUGACAAGCAACAGGAAGUUGCUCAAAAUACAUUUUAAUUAAUGUUAAGUACAUACAAUUGAAGUGUUUCUCAGUCAAGGCAAAUUAGAAGAACAACAGACCUGGAGAAAGACAGCUUUAAUAAAAAAAUGUAUGUAUGUAACAGGUUUGCAGAAUAAGCAAUUUAUAAUAAUGAGCGAACACUAAAUGACCAAUACUAUACUUCAUAGUCUGUACAUUUAAUUUAGAUGCAUUUAUGUAACCAGAAAAAAAGACAACAGGCAAUGCUGAUCAUUUGUGUGGAAAAAAAACGAUCUCAUUCUA